CCUUCGGUAGCCGUUUCCGGAUGCCGGUUCUUGACAAGCUGCGGGUCUUUCUUGUCGCGCUAGUCAAAGCGCUGCUCAUCCUUCUCAAGGACUUGACUUGACUGUUCUCUCCGCUUCAGUCCACUGUCACUAGUCAGUCUACUAGGGGCUGCGGAAAGCGAGCUCCGGGGAGCCACCAUAGAGAUGCGGUCCUCCACCCGCCCAGCCCGCCGCUCCCCGAGUGCGGGCUAGAGCGCCUACGUCACUUUCAGUCGCCUCGAGCUGGGAAAGAGCGCCCGCUCCUGAGGAGAACGCCGCGGCGCCUGUAGGAGGCGUGAGACUGGGCGGCGUGAUCUGGGUUCUCUGUGAACCUGAGGAGAAAGUGCGGGGAGCUGUCGGGUUCUGUCCCCACUUCCCCCGCUGGGCAGCUGCGAGUGCGCGCCCGGAGCCUUGGCUCCAGGAGCUGGGGAGCGUCUGAGAGACGGAGAGGGGCUCCGCGGAGGGCCUGAGGAGAAAGCUGACUUGACAGCUGCGGGUCACCGGCGGAGCAGCGAGACAGGCCCGCCCACAGGCGCAUCCCCGGCCCCCGGCGGCUCUCGAAGAUGGCCAGCUAUUCCACCGCUCCCAGCCCCGUGCAGACCCUCCAGGAGGAGGCGGUGUGCGCCAUCUGCCUCGACUACUUCACGGACCCCGUGUCCAUCGGCUGCGGGCACAACUUCUGCCGGGGCUGUGUGACCCAGCUGUGGGGCAAGGAGGACGAGGAGGACCGGGAAGAGGACGACGACGAUUGGGAGGAAGAGGACGACGACGCGGCGGCGGGGGCCAUGGGCGGAUGGGGCAACAGCAUUCGGGAGGUGCUGUACCAGGGGGACGACGACGACGACGACGAGGAGCUGUUCCAGGACCCGGAGGACGACGAGCCCUGGGCCGGCCACGGUGGCGCCAGGAGCUGGGACGGCACGAGCUACGCGUGGGACCAAGAGGAAGACGACGACGACGACGACGAGUACGACGAUCAGCACUAUUACUUCGGAGGCUGGAGACACAACCUGAGAAUCGACGUCUACCGGGCAGAGGAGGUGCCGGAGUACGACGGGGACGGGGACGACGACGAGGAGGAGGAGGACGAGGAGCUGUACCCCGACGACACCCACCUGCCGCCGCCGCCUGCCCCGCGGCGACAGUUCACCUGCCCCCAGUGCCGCAAGAGCUUCAGCCGCCGCAGCUUUCGCCCCAACUUGCAGCUGGCCAACAUGGUGCAGGUCAUCCGCCAGAUGUGCCCCGCGUCUUACAGGGGGGGCCGGGGGAACGACCGGGACAUCUGCUCCAAACACCAGGAAGCCCUGAAACUCUUCUGCGAGGUGGACAAAGAGGCCAUCUGCGUCGUGUGCCGGGAGUCCAGGAGCCACAAGCAGCACAGCGUGGUGCCCAUGGAAGAGGCGGUGCAGGACCCCAAGACUUCAUCUUGACUCUUCAAGCUAGAAUCAGAGGAUUGUGAAACUAAGAUCGUUUAGAUCUGACCAAGGAAUGGCAUCAGGCUUUAAGCUUUAGGUGGCAGAUGGGUAUAUAAAGAGAAAAAUGAACAACAACAAAAAUCUCAUUUGUGGGGGCGCAGGCAUAACUGGAUGCCUUCAUUGCCCUGCCACCCAUCUGCUGCUAAUAAAAUCAUUCAUCGCUCUGCAGAAGGGACCAGAUGCUUCCAUCAUCAGUACCCCUUGCUUGUCUUUUUCCUCCUUUGACAUAGCCAAAAAUUUUGGGUAUAUAUUCAUUGUAUUCCUGCAGGAAAUAGGGGCCAACUUUCUCAAUUCUCUGAAAGUGUUGGGCAGUGAUACCAUGUCAAACACUUAAAGUUAUGCCGUUAAAAACAGUGGAUUAUUUUUCUGCAAAGCACAAUUUUCUCCAACUUCAUGACUGAACAAACCUUAUUGGACUAUUAACAGGGAGCUUCAAAGGACAUGAAAGCUAAAUAUUAAAUAACCCUUUUAAUUGUAAAGGAGAAAAAACAAGAAGCUUGUGAGACCUUGCUUUCCGAGUUCUGCCACAACUUUCAGAGGAUUGAGGAAUUCCAGGAUUUCUUCAUCUAUUUCUGGUCUACACUGAUGACUGAGCAUAUAUCAAACUUUGAAUUUUAAAAAACAUUACCUCAAAAUCCUUACCUACCAGUUGACGUCAAUCUACUGCUAAAGAAAACUGCCUGUGUUGCAUAUAUUCUAAAUAAGGAUUUUAAAAACUGGGUGUGAUGUCUUCAUGAGCCUUGAACUUGACCAAUAAAGAUGAUAUUUUUGAAACUAUUGAAUGUACUGAGUUGGGGGGGAAAUUUAUAGGAGUAUAUGUUGUGAUGAUACAGCAACACCAUGUUUUAGAUCUGGAUUUCUGCAAAGAACUGAAGAAAAUUGGAGUUCAAGAUGUACUACACCAGUCACCACCAAGCACCAGCAUCCAUGGAUCUGCUCAUAAUCUACCUUGAGUCUUCAACCUUACUGUCAGUAUAAACCAUUGUGAAAAUUCAUAUAUUUGGUCCCAGUUACCUUAGGUUUUAAAGAUCUUAAUAUCAUUCAGUGUUUUCUGUUGCAUUUUGAGGCUCCUUGGUUGUCAGAGAAUUAAAUUCAGCUGAAUUUAUAGACAUAAGAACUGUUAUAAGUAUACCACCAAGAAAGGAAUGUAUACUUUAAACUUCCAAAGAUAAAAAUGCCCACCAGAAUUCUACACUGAAGCUUAAAAUAAGUUGACUCUGCAAUUUCAAGGGGCAAACACCAAUGUUGCUAUGAAAUACUUUAAACAGAACCUGUCAAAAAUAGAGCCAUGGUUAGCAAACUUGUGCUGAAAUGUUUCAUUUUCUUGGCCCAGUCUUUCAAAGAUCAGAUUCAUUAUUAUUUCAAGGAAUUUUCUAGAACUAUAUUCGGUGAUAGGUUCUUGACCUUGUUAAAACUUACUUGUAGUAAUGUUUGGAAAGACUGUUUGAUACUGUUGUUCAGUCCUCACUGGAAGAACUUAGAGGAGUUUGUAUUACUCAAGAUCUGUUUGACUACAAACUUCCAGAUAAAUACUCUAUUCCAUUUGUUAAUCCAUUUUCUUCUUCCAUCAUAAAAGCUUUAUUUACCAUUUUUUAUUGGUAUCUCUAGCUGUGGGGAGAAAGCAAUAUGAAUGUUGUUAAAGGAGCUUGUUUCCUUUGCAUUGCCUACCUGUACCACCCAGGGAAGAAAAGUUAAAGGCUUAUCAGUAAUGUGGUUAUCACAUCAUAUGAAUAAAUUUUUUCCUUCAAAAAUUA
Molecule: messenger RNA, 3247 nt
Organism: Erinaceus europaeus (western European hedgehog)
Lineage: Eukaryota; Metazoa; Chordata; Mammalia; Eulipotyphla; Erinaceidae
Gene: TRIM52
Product: tripartite motif containing 52
Exons: 2
Coding region: 582-1448 (288 amino acids)
Molecular function (GO): zinc ion binding
Source: RefSeq, a predicted model, not a curated record